This is a messenger RNA of Bombus pyrosoma, 845 nucleotides long. Its product is annotated as INO80 complex subunit C. Lineage: Eukaryota; Metazoa; Arthropoda; Insecta; Hymenoptera; Apidae. The record is from RefSeq and is a predicted model, not a curated record. Gene Ontology annotation, cellular component: Ino80 complex. Gene Ontology annotation, biological process: chromatin remodeling. Bases 267 to 644 code for a protein of 125 amino acids. The transcript has 4 exons.
AUAUCUUAUACAAUGAAAUCGUGAAUAUGUUAGAAUACAUCACUCGAAUUUAUGAAACUAGUUUCGUAAAUUGUACUACAUAAGAUCUAGAAAUAUCAUAAAACUAAAAUUUAUAACAUUAGAAAUUAAGAAAUAAUAAUAAUAUUUUACGCAAUACUUAUUAUUAUAGUACUUAGUAACUUUGAAUUUUUAAGUUCGUAUACCAAGUCGGAGCAACAUUUCGAUAUAUCGAUGGAAGUUUAUAAGUGUUUUAAGUGAAAUAAAAAAUGGUAAAUGAAGAAGUAGUGGAAUUUAAUAAGAAAUCACAACCAGUUUACAAGAAUCCAAUUUUUCAACAGAAAUUUCGAUCUACUAGUACCACUGGAAAGAAACGGACUUGGCGCUCAUUAAAACAAGUGCUGGCUCAAGAACGCACUUUACCAUGGCCUGUAGAAGUAGUGCAUUAUAGUUCUAUUAAUGCACCGCCAAGCUUCAGGCCAGCAAAGAAAUAUUCUGACAUUUCUGGGUUACCCGCACGAUAUACAGAUCCACAAACUAAAUUAUACUAUGCAACGGCAGAAGAAUUUGCAACAGUCCGAAGUCUACCAAUGGAUAUAACUGCUGGAUAUUUAGCAUUGCGCGGCGCUUCCAGUAUCGUUGGAUAAAUGAAAGGAGAAUUUUAUUUUCUAUGAUUCCCUUAUAUUUAAAUAGUAUAGAACACAGAUAUUUUAUUUUGUAAUUGUUAUGGUACUUAUUAAAGAAUAAUGAAAAAUUAAGUAUAAUUCUGCAAAUUAAACAUGUUGCUGUAAAUGUAAACAAAAAUAUAUCGAGCUUAUAAAGAGACAAAAUAAAGCUGUUUGCACUAA